Callorhinchus milii (elephant shark) is the source of this 6217-nucleotide messenger RNA. RefSeq names its product thrombospondin, type I, domain containing 7Aa (gene thsd7aa). Gene Ontology annotation, cellular component: plasma membrane. The record is from RefSeq and is a predicted model, not a curated record. Gene Ontology annotation, biological process: actin cytoskeleton organization. The transcript is spliced from 28 exons. Lineage: Eukaryota; Metazoa; Chordata; Chondrichthyes; Chimaeriformes; Callorhinchidae. The coding region runs from base 264 to 5162 and encodes 1632 amino acids.
CCAGGAGGGAAAACAAAAAGAGCUUCUGCACUUCAGGUCUUUAUUGUUUGCUGAUGACAGACAUCUCAUUUUCGCACUUCAGGCAGGCAACCUCCCCGGGAAGAGCCUCCUGCAUGCAGAGCGUGUGAGACUGUCCCAUCAAAAGGGGAAUAUAAAGUGAAGACAAGAAAGAAGCAUUGCUACCAGGGAAAGGGGUUACAAUAUCCUUUGUCUGCGGAACUGGAGUAACACUGAAGCAAGCAGCCCCUGCUGUGUCUGGAGCUAUGAGACUAAGGAGAACACGCACCACUUCUUUCAGAUGUUCAAAGAACUGUGCUCUCUCAGCACAACACUUUGGUGUGGUGUUAGCCCUGGCCUUUGGGAUCUGGGAUGUUAAGGCACAAGCAGAAGAAGAGUUUCAGUCUGUAUAUGUGUGGCGACCAGGUCCUUGGGGGAGAUGUAUGGGAAAUGAGUGUGGCCCUGGAGGUAUCCAGACCCGGUCAGUAUGGUGCUCCCAUGUGGAUGGAUGGACAACUUUACCGACAAACUGUAAACCAGCAGAAAGGCCUGAGAAUCAGCAGAAUUGUUUCAAAGUUUGCGACUGGCACAAGGAACUGUACGAGUGGCUCCUGGGAGAGUGGAGUGAGUGCCUGCCUGUCCUUUCCAGGAACCCUUCUACAGGUAAAGCCUUUGAGUGUCUGAAAGGGGAGGCAGGAAUUCAGACUAGAGACAUCACUUGCAUUGAGAAGAAAAAUGGAGCUGCUGCUGAGGAUGUCAUCUGUGACUAUUUUGAGCCCAAGCCACCCCUGGAGCAAGCCUGCAUUAUCCCUUGCCCACAGGACUGUGUGAUAUCAGAGUUUUCUUCCUGGUCAGAAUGCACUAAGACCUGUGGGACAGGAUUACAACAUCGGUUCCGUCAAGUGUUGGUCCCACCUCUCUACAAUGGCAUGGCCUGCCCCAACCUGACUGAGUUUCAGAGCUGUAAACACAAUCCCUGUGAUGCAGAGGAAAGUAUGUACAGCUUGAAAGUAGGUCCUUGGAACAGGUGCUCGCUCCCACAUACCCGACAGGUUCGGCAAGUAGGAAAAAGGGUGAGGGAUCAGGAAACGCGUGAGCUCAUGAAGAAAAAGAGAAACAGAAAUCGCCAGAUCCGACAGGACACCAAAUACUUUGAUGUACAGAUCGGCUACCAGACAAGACAGGUCACGUGCAUGCACAGAAACGGAAAGACAGCAGCUCUCAGCCUCUGCUCACAGGAGAAGCUACCAAUCACCUUCCAGUCCUGCGUCGUUCCAAAGGACUGCCAAAUCUCCGAGUGGUCUGACUGGAGUCCGUGUUCCUUGUCGUGCUACAGCCCCACCUCACCUAAAGGAUUCCGUACCAGGACGUCCAAUGUUAAACAGUUUCCUCUUGGCGGUGGACAGGAAUGCCCGUCAUUGGAGGAGAAAGAACCCUGCACUCUCCAGGGGCAGGGAAUACCACCUUGUGCUGCGUACUCCUGGAGAACCACUGAGUGGAGUGAAUGCCGUGUGGACCCUUUGCUCAGCCAGCAAGACCGAAGACGAGGAAAUCAAACAGCACUCUGUGGUGGCGGUAUUCAGACACGUGAAUUCUACUGCGUGCAGACGAAUGAAAAUCUCUUGUCCUAUUUGAAUACACAGAAGGAAAAGGAAGCUUCCAAACCUGUUGACAACAGGCUGUGUACUGGGUCCAUGCCUACCACCACACAGCUAUGUCAGAUCUCCUGCCCCAUUGAAUGUGAAGUGUCCUCCUGGACCGCCUGGGGACCCUGUACCUACGAAAACUGUGCUGAGCCUCAAGGCAAGAAAGGUUUUAAACUGCGGAGGCGACAAAUUGUUAAUGAGCCCACUGGGGGUACUGGCAACUGUCCACACCUGAUUGAAGCCAUCCCGUGUGAUAAUCCGUCCUGUUACAGUUGGCAGAUUGUGAGACUGGAAGAAUGCAUACCCGAUAAUGGCAGCAAAUGUGGACCCGGCAUCCAGGCACCGAUGGUUCAAUGUAUCAACACCGACAGAGAAGUGGUGGACAGCAAUCCCUGCAGAGAAGCUAUCUACCCUAUUCCUAUCGCCUGCCAGGUCCCAUGCCCAAGAGACUGUGUCCUCAGCAAGUGGUCUGAAUGGGCAUCGUGUUCAUACACCUGCUCUGGCAAAACCACCGAGGGAAAACAGAUGCGUGCCCGCUCCAUUCUGGCCUACUCAGGUGAAGGUGGAGUUCAGUGCCCGAACAGCAGUGCCUUGCAGGAAGUGCGUAGCUGUAAUGAGCAUCCGUGCACUGUCUAUCACUGGCAGAACGGUCCUUGGGGCCCCUGUAUCGAGGAUUCAUCUGUGUCUACUCUUAAUUCCACCACCAGCUGGAGCAGAGAGGCAACCUGUGCUGUGGGAAUGCAAACUAGAAAGGUCAUUUGCGUGAGAGUCAACGUGGGACAAGUUGGACCAAAAAAGUGUCCAGAAAGUCUGCGACCAGAUACAGUGAGACCCUGUCUUCUACCGUGCAGAAAAGACUGCAUUGUGACACCGUAUAGUGAUUGGACACCUUGUCCUUCAUCAUGUGAAGAAGGUGACAAUGCUGUAGCAAAGAAAUCUCAGCAUCGAGUCAUCAUCCAGUUUCCAGCAAAUGGAGGGCAUGAUUGUCCUGACACACUCUUGGAGGAGAAGGAGUGUGAGAUCACUCAUGUCUGCAUUAAUUACAGAUGGAAAACACACAAAUGGCGCCGGUGUCAAUUAGUGCCGUGGUACAUUCGCCAAGACAGCCCUGGAGCGCAUGAAACAUGUGGACCAGGACUGCAGACCAGAGCGAUUUCUUGUCGCAAGCAAGACGGUGGUCAAGUGGACAUUAAUGAUUGUCUCCAGUGGGCUGGCACCAUGCCACCCUUAACUCAGUUUUGCCAGUUACCAUGCCAGGAUGACUGUCAGUUCACCAGCUGGUCCCGAUUUUCCCCCUGCAAUGGAGAUUGUGGCACUGUACGUACCAGAAGGCGGUCACUAGUGGGGAAAAGUAAGAAGAGAGAAAAGUGCAAGAACACUCAGAUCUUCCCUCUUAUCGAGACCCAGUUCUGCCCAUGUGACAAGUAUUCAGCCCAACCCUUCAGCAACUUUUCUGACUGCAUUCUGCCAGAAGGUCGAGUGGAGAGCCUGCUUGGCAUGAAAGUACAAGGGGAUAUCAAGGAGUGCGGACAAGGAUAUCGCUAUCAACCGGUGGCUUGCCGGGAUCAGAAUAAUAGACUGGUGAAAUUGGGGCAUUGCAAUAGUCACGGUUACAUAGAGGAGGCCUGCACCAUCUUCUGCCCGUCAGACUGUAAGCUCAGUGAAUGGUCCAACUGGUCUCGCUGCAGUAAAUCCUGUGGUAGUGGCGUAAAGGUGAGAUCUAAGUGGCUGCGAGAGAAGCCAUACAAUGGAGGAAAACCUUGUCCAAAGUUGGACCACACAAACCAGGCUCAGGUGUAUGAAGUGGUUCCCUGCCACAGUGACUGCAGUCAGUAUGUGUGGAUAGCAGAACCAUGGAGUGUGUGCAAAGUUAGCAAUGUGGACCUGAAAGAUAACUGUGGAGAAGGAGUGCAAACUCGGAAAGUCAGAUGCAUGCAGAAUACAAUGGAUGGGCCCAUUGAACCAGCAGAAGAUUACCUCUGUGACCCAGAAGAGAUGCCACUUGGUUCUAGACAAUGCAAGCUGCCAUGUCCUGAUGACUGCGUCAUGUCUGAGUGGACUUCCUGGUCCAAAUGUCCUCUACCCUGCAAUAGCAGUUCUGUUAGAGAGCGAUCAGCGGUCCCUGUACGUCAGCCUGGGGAAGGAAAACCCUGCCCAUCGGAAAAAAACACUGAGACCUGCAGUCUGAACAAGAACUGCUUUCACUAUAUCUACAAUGUUACAGACUGGAGCACCUGUCAGCUGAGUGACAAGGCAGUGUGUGGCAGCGGCAUUAAAACACGAAUGCUGGACUGUGUCCGCAGCGACGGAAAGUCAGUUGACCUCAAGUACUGCAAAGAGCUGGGUCUCGAGAAAUCAUGGCAGAUGAACAUAUCCUGUAUUGUGGAGUGCCCGGUGAACUGUCAGCUUUCUGUCUGGUCGCCCUGGUCCCAAUGUUCCCAGACGUGUGGCCUCUCAGGACAAAUUCAACGUACAAGAACCAUAAUUCAGCCAUUCCAGGGGGAUGGACGACCGUGUGUGCUGCAGCUGGAACAAUUCAAAUCCUGCCCCAUCAAACCCUGCUAUCGAUGGCAGUAUGGCAAGUGGGCCAAGUGCAAAAUUGAGGAUGCUCAGUGUGGAGUUGGUACGAGGUUUCGAAAUAUUUCAUGUGUUGUGUUUGAUGGAUCCAGUGAAGGUCCCGGGCAGACAGUUGAUGAGGAAUUCUGUGGGGACCUGGAGCCUAUGGUGGAUGGAGAUACCCAUAUAGUCCUUCAGGAGUCAUGUACUGUCCCAUGCCCAGGCGACUGUUACCUGACAGAAUGGUCCAGGUGGAGUACCUGCCAGCUGACCUGUGUGGAUAAUGAGGAUCUUGGAUAUGGUGGAGUGCAAGUACGGUCCAGGGCAGUGAUUGUCCAGGCCCUGGAGAACCAGCAUUUCUGCCCAGAGCAGACACUGGAGUCCCGCGAGUGCACAGAUGGUCGGUGUUAUGAAUAUAUCUGGCUAGCCAGUGCAUGGAGGGGAUCUUCCCGAGCAGUAUGGUGCCAAAGGUCAGAUGGACUAAAUGUCACAGGUGGCUGCUCUGCAGUGAACCAGCCUUAUGGUGAUAGAUCAUGCAACCCGCCAUGCAGUAAACCUUACUCCUACUGCACUGAGUCUGGAGUUUGUGCCUGUGAGGAAGGCUACACGGAGGUGAUGACAUCUGACAGUUUGCUGGACCAGUGUACUAUGAUCCCUGUGUUGGAGAUCCCUUCAGUGGAGGAUAAGAAAGCAGACGUGAAGACGAGCAGAGCCAGCAACCCAACCCAAGAGUCCGACAAGAAACAAGGGCGUGCAGGGAGAACAUGGUUCCUUCAGCCCUUUGGACCAGAUGGGAAGCUGAAAACAUGGGUUUAUGGUGUGGCAGCAGGAGGUUUUGUCUUAAUUGUCUUCAUUGUUUCUAUGAUCUAUCUAGCCUGCAAAAAGCCCAAGAAACCACAGAGAAAACAAAACAACAAGCUGAAGCCUUUAACCUUGGCCUACGAUGGAGAUGCUGACAUGUAAUCUCUGUAUUGCUUAAAGAAACUUUCCCAGUCUUUCCUCAUUAAUGUAAGAUAUAACGUGCAGUAAAGUAUGUCCCAUCUACAGUCAUUUGGGGAAUUUUGUGACACGUUUGUCAGAUUCUGCAGCACAGUGACAUUUAACAGGAACAAGGAUGGAAAAAUGCACAAGGAAAUGUCAUUCUCAGAAAAACAAAGGUCUGGAGAUGUACCAGCUGCCUAUUUGUAACAAUUGAAGCCUUUGAAAUGAUGCAACAUGACUCUCCACCCUGCAAACACAAAGAGCUUUUCUUUUAUCUGGCCAGGACAUUAUGUACAAAAUUCCAUUAUAUUUCAGAAGUAGAAAUGAAGUUCUUAUUAAAUUGUCUUUUGUCUAACAACUGCACAAUCCACCCAAGAGGCCCACGAACCUAUGAGCCUAUGUGGGAAGGUUCUCCUCUUUCUUACUUUCACUGCGCUAGACUGGAAGACGGAGAAUGGUUUGCAGACACAAUGCAAAAAGAACCACUAUGAUGCGUUGAUGAUUCAAAAUGAGCAGCCCAAGAUUUUCCUAGCAAAAGUUCCCUAAAACCACUUUGCAGCAGAUUACAGGUAUAGCAGUUCACAAUAACACAUAUGUGCUUGGCAACAAGUCAACAGUUUAAACAAGUGGGACAGAUGAAUUCUAGACAAUUCUUGCACCACCUCGGUCCUCUGAAACUGAAUUGUGCAAUAGUAAGCAAUAGAAAUCAAGAAGCAUUCAUCUAAGAAAUUGAGCUCUUAACUAAAAGCUUAAACCGUCUCUUUUUAAUCUUUCCAUGCUUUACCUACGGACCUGAAUACUGAAUUAGCAAACAACAAGAUAACCAGUUACUCCAAAACACUUACUGCUGCUGAAAGCGCUUGUACCUAAUUAUAGUUACAAAAUAUGGCACCAUAUUAUUCUACCUAAGUAAAACCUUUCCAAAUGGCCUAUGGCCUAUUAACACUUUUUCAUUGUGAGGCACCCUUUUGCACUAUAUUAGUGCUGCAUGAUAUGCACUUCGCCCACAAAUAUACAGUGAAUUCACUUUACAGUAU